AUGGACUGCACAUACAAGACAAACAAGUACAGGCAACCAUUGUUUGAAAUAGUUGGUAUGGCAUCAAUUAAAUUAACAUUUGCUGUUGCAUUUGCCUAUAUGGAAUCUGAGCAGACAAAGAAUUUUUGUUGGGUAUUCGAUAAAAUGAAACAGUUGUUUAUCAAGCAGUAUUCUUGUCCUCAAGUAAUCUUGACUGAUAGAGAUUUUGCUUUAAUGAAAGCCAUUGAAACAGUAUUUCCAAAAACAACUAAUUUGCUUUGUCAAUUUCACAUCAACAAAAACGUGAAAUCAAAGUGUAAGGAACAUGUUGUGGAUGAUAUGCGAGAAACAGUGGAGAAAAUGUGGUUUGAACUUACAAGGGCUAGUGAUGAGAUGGAGUACCAUCAAAGGUUGAAACAACUUGAGGAUGCAUGUGUUGACUCCAAAGGUCACCCUAGUUUAAGUUACUUUCCUAUGACGAGUGCACAGUCACCUAAUGCAUCCAUUUACUGCAUCGGAUUUGUCAAUGGAAAUCAUUGGGUUCAGGUAAACAUGAAUGAAGGAUUCUCGUUGCCACCUGUCACAACUGAUUGGAAGAAAUAUCGCAUAAAAGAUGCAACUUCUUGGAUGGUAGGAUUUGUCGGGAGGUUACAAAAUUGGCAACGGCAUACGCCUAUACUGCCAAAAUAUGUCAGAUUAUGA
Messenger RNA from Vicia villosa (hairy vetch), 681 nucleotides. RefSeq names its product protein FAR1-RELATED SEQUENCE 5-like. The record is from RefSeq and is a predicted model, not a curated record. Gene Ontology annotation, biological process: regulation of DNA-templated transcription. The transcript is spliced from 3 exons. Lineage: Eukaryota; Viridiplantae; Streptophyta; Magnoliopsida; Fabales; Fabaceae. The coding region runs from base 1 to 681 and encodes 226 amino acids.